AUGUUAGUUGAAGAAUCUUUAAAAGAUUCUGAUAUGCUAUUUAUGAUUGAAGAAAAUACAACACAAUUAGAUAAGAAUAAAGAAUUAUCAAAUUUUAAAAGUAUUUGUUCAGAUCUUGAAGACAUUCAAGGAGCAACUAUUGAUAAUACUCUAUAUAGUAUUUAA
Messenger RNA from Dentiscutata erythropus, 165 nucleotides. Lineage: Eukaryota; Fungi; Glomeromycota; Glomeromycetes; Diversisporales; Gigasporaceae. The record is from the annotation of a GenBank genome assembly.